Patiria miniata (bat star) is the source of this 3077-nucleotide messenger RNA. Its product is annotated as pescadillo homolog. Gene Ontology annotation, biological process: ribosome biogenesis; maturation of LSU-rRNA from tricistronic rRNA transcript (SSU-rRNA, 5.8S rRNA, LSU-rRNA). The transcript has 14 exons. NCBI's taxonomy places the organism in Eukaryota, Metazoa, Echinodermata, Asteroidea, Valvatida, Asterinidae. Bases 152 to 1966 code for a protein of 604 amino acids. Gene Ontology annotation, molecular function: RNA binding. The record is from RefSeq and is a predicted model, not a curated record. Gene Ontology annotation, cellular component: nucleolus; PeBoW complex.
GUGUAAAAAAAAAAAAAAAGUUGGGCAACUUCAUUUUCAUUGCGUUGCUGAUGUCUGUCCUGUCGAAUUUAUUUAUCAUUUUUAAACAGAUUUUAAGCACAAAUAUACGGUAACCUUUUGCAAGAGGUUUCGUAAUAACUUGACCGUCAAAAUGGGACGAGAAAAAAAGAAGUUUACAAGUGGAACAGCCACAAAUUUUAUCACCAGGGCGUCGGCAGUCAAGAAACUACAGCUGUCGUUGGUUGAUUUCAGGCGGCUGUGCAUCCUCAAGGGGGUUUAUCCGGUCCAGCCCAGUAAUCCAGCUAAAGCUAACAAAGGCAAGAGGGCGAUGAGAACAUUCUAUCGCAGCAAGGAUAUCUUGUUUCUCUCCCAUGAACCAAUCAUCUAUAAAUUCAGGGCACACAAGAUUUUUGCCAGGAAAGUCAAGACGGCCAAAAAGAAGAGAGAGUGGGGCCGGUUGGACAGAUUAGAAGAUAAUAAACCUGUGUAUAACGUGGACCACAUCGUCAAAGAAAGAUAUCCAACCUUUGUGGAUGCCUUGCGCGAUCUGGACGAUCCGCUGACAAUGUGCGCUACGUUUGCUGCUAUGAGGAAGAACGCCAAACUGGAAAGCAAACUGAUUCCACUGUGCAGUCGGCUGAUGGUGGAAUUUAUGAAUUUUGUCAUCGCUUCUAGAGCACUCAGAAAGGUGUUUUUGUCAAUCAAAGGUAUCUACUACCAAGGGGAGAUUCAAGGACAAACCGUAACAUGGAUCGUACCCUACAGCUUCAACUACUCGCGGCCGAGAGACAUUGAUCUGAGAAUCAUGUCCACAUUUGUGGAGUUCUACAGCAACCUGCUUGGCUUCAUCAAUUUCAGACUCUAUGCUUCCAUCAACCUGCACUAUCCUCCAAAGCUUUCAUUGACGGAGAAAUCCCGCACAUCGACACAGCUGGAGAAUGAGAGUAAUUUCUGCAUGGACAAAGAGGAAGAAGAGGAAAGGGUCGCGGCCUUGACCCAUGACCUGGCAAAGGUCAGCAAGGAACCAAUCACAGAAGAGGAAGACGAAGAGGUCAACUUGCAGGAUGAAGAACUGAUGGCUGGUGGGAGCCUGGACAGUGAGGCGGUGCAAGAAGCCAGAGCAGAGCAAGACAAGGAAGCCAAGUUCAAGACAUUGUUUGAAGGAUGCAAGUUCUUCCUGUCACGAGAAGUGCCCAGAGAAAUGCUAACAUUUGUCAUACGAUGUUUUGGUGGUCAGGUCUCAUGGGACAAGACAAUGUUCAUUGGAGCGACAUACGAUGUCAAGGAUGAAAGCAUCACACAUCAGAUUGUGGAUAGACCGCAGCAACGCAAGGAGUAUCUCUCAAGAUACUACAUACAACCCCAGUGGGUGAUUGACAGCGUCAAUGCCCGUCUCCUCCUGCCAGUCGAGGAAUACUUCCCUGGGGUGGUUCUACCUCCUCAUCUCUCCCCGUUCGUUCAGGAGAAAGAGGGUGAUUACAUACCUCCAGAGAAGCAGACACUGCUAGACCGACAGAUGGGCAUCCAGACAGGGAAGAAUACCGAAGAAGACGAUGACAAUGAUGAUGAAGACGACGAUGAUGACAAGGAGGUUAGCGAAGACGAAGAAGAAUCUCAUCUUGCUGAGGCUGAAGAGAAACACUUGAGUCAGCUUGCGAAGAAACAAGACCGCAAGGAGCAAAAACAUGACAAGAAACAAAAGACGGCCGAAUCCUCCAGGUUGUCUGUGGAGGCCGGUCAGGUGCAGCCAGUCAACGUCAUCUAUGAAGCCGAGAAGGAAGCCAGGAUGGAGCGAUCCCUGCAAGAAAUGAUGAUGACCAAGAAACGCAAACGGCUGUACCAGAAACUCAUGAAGAAACGCAAGACCAAACAGAAACAGGUUCGGAAGCUGACCAACAGACGAGAGCAGUAUGAGAAGGAUCAGAAGAUGAGUAAGACUAAGAAACAGAAAUCAACUGGGAAAUGAUCGUAAAACUGGAACAGCUCCUUGGAAUUAUGCUGUGUUGUUUGGAUUCUCUGUUGGUGAAAUAAACACUUGUACUGAGAGCUGUGAUUUUCUUUAAGCCAGGAUGAUAUAUUUGACCUGUCACUCACAAUAUGAGCCUUAAGUUGGAAUGGACAGUUGAUUUUUGUUUUCAGGUGAAAAUCUGCAAGUCCUUUUCUAUCAUUCCCAUUUUUUUCUUUCCCAUUUUUUAAAUUUCCUGUUCAUUCACUGUAAUACAACUGGGGGAUUUUUCAAUGCCAUUUUCUCAAAAAAUAUGUUAACAACUUCAAUUUAGUUGGCUGUCUAUAUUUCUGUUACCAAUUUCAGUACCCCCAAUGUUACAUACCAUUAGAAAACUCUUGUUCUGCUGGAUAUAGAAAUAAAAACAUCUCAAUUCUUAAAAAGUCAGCCCUUAUGUUUUGGUUUUUUUGGUGGCAGGUCACAUAUUUAACCCGAAUUAAGAGUGAAAACGAAAGCAUCACAAUGUUAGUACAGUUGUCGAUAUCAUGAAAUUCACUGCAUUUUGACCACAGAUAUAAACCAGCCUUACCGAUUACAGUCUUUAAGAUUAAAAUGAAAUCUUCAACUUUUUAAGGCAGUAGAAAGCAAGUUUGAACUUUAAAAGCCUUUCAACUCCAAACAGCAUACAUCCAGGAAUGAGAAUAGCGUAAAUAGUGGAAUAAGCCAUUUGCGAAUAACCUAUACCCUUUGCGAGUGAAUUUUUAACAUCUGGUACACUGACUUGCUCUUAUGCUUGGUACGUUUUAGCUUUGAAUUCUCCAGACCAAAGACACUGUUGCUAUAUCACAUGAUUUGGGGCAAGCUCUUGCAUAGUUACAUAAAAGAUGCUCAGCACCAAUACGUUGCUCACAAUGGGUGAGAAUGGCACAAAGACACCAGACCAUGCCGGAGCUGGGGGUUGCUAGUGUAAGACUUGCCCCGAUUCACGUGAUAAAGUUAGUCUUUUUGGCCUAGAGAAUUCAGAGUUAAAAUACACCAAGCAUUCGAGCAGGUCAUGGUACCAGAUGGCUUAUUUUGUUAGUUCGUUUUCAUGACAACUGGAAUGUGAUUUUUUGGGGGGGGGGGGGGGGGG